AAAAGGCGGAAAACAGAUCGGUAAGAGGACAUUAAAAGACACCGAAAUACAGAUAGAGUUUAUCUUCAGAGUUGGAGAGUAAACAGUCUGGAGGUUUCACCGACAAAUAACUAGCACCUUUGCUAACUAGCUGGAACUAAAGUAUGGACUCUCCAGGCAGAAGUCAAAGUCCCAGUCCUGCGCAAAAAGAACAAAGUGGACCGCCAGAAGACAAGUCCAAUCCCGCAGCAGAGACGCCUCAACAGGCCGAAUCGGUUGAAAGAAGCCCCAAAGAGAAGUCAUCCCCUCAAGCCAGUCCUGCAGGGCGUUCCCCCUCCAGGAGUCCCGCCUCCGGGAGUGGUGCCUCCAGCAGCUCAGACGACAGCAGCAGCAGUGAUGAUGAGGAUGAACAUCAUGGUGCAUUGAGGAAGUUAAGGAGCAGUGUAGCUCAGAUCAAAAGAUCAAAAUCCAAGUCUGUGUCCAGAGAAAGAGACGGAUCCAUAUCCAAAGACCGAGACAGAUCGAGGUCUAGAGAGCGAGACAGAUCCUGGGGACGGGACAGGUCCAGAUCCAGAUCUAGAGAGAGAGACAGAUCAAGAUCCAGAGGACGAGACAGGUCCAGGUCAAGAGGACAAGACAGAUCCAGGUCCAGAGAGAGAGACCGGGACCGGGGUCGCUACGACAGAGGACGCUAUACACGGGAUCGCUAUGAUGAUCGGCGUGACGAUAGGGACGGGCGUGACCGGUGGACCAAUCGGGGUGCCGAGUCAGAUCACAGGAGGCGAGGACACUCCGGCUCCCCUACAACAGACCGGGAGCCAGUGGCGGCAGAGGGGCCGCCGGUCAAGAAGAAGAAGGAGGAGAUCGACCCGAUCCUGACCAGGACGGGUGGAGCUUACAUCCCCCCCGCCAAGCUGCGCAUGAUGCAGCAGCAAAUCACUGACAAGACCAGCCUGGCCUAUCAGAGGAUGAGCUGGGAGGCCCUGAAGAAGUCCAUCAACGGUCUGAUCAACAAAGUCAACGUGUCCAACAUCGUCCACAUAAUCCAGGAGCUGCUGCAGGAGAACAUCGUCAGGGGCAGGGGUCUGCUGUCUCGCUCGGUGCUGCAGGCUCAGGCGGCGUCGCCGACCUUCACUCACGUUUACUCUGCCGUCGUCGCCAUCAUUAACUCCAAGUUCCCUCAGAUUGGAGAGCUGAUCCUCAAACGCCUCAUCCUGGCCUUCAGGAGGAGCUACCGCCGCAACCUCAAGCAACAAUGCUUGACGGCCUCAAAGUUUGUGGCACAUCUCAUCAACCAGAACGUGGCCCACGAGGUUCUUUGUCUGGAGAUGCUCACUCUGCUGUUGGAGCGUCCGACUGACGACAGCGUGGAGGUCGCCAUCGCCUUCCUGAAGGAGUGUGGACUCAAACUGACCGAGGUGUCCCCGCGAGGAAUCAACGCCAUAUUUGAGCGUCUCAGGAACGUCCUUCACGAGUCGGCCAUUGAUAAGAGGGUCCAGUACAUGAUCGAGGUGAUGUUUGCCAUCAGGAAGGAUGGUUUCAAAGAUCAUCCAGUGAUCCUAGAGGGCCUGGACCUGGUGGAUGAGGGAGACCAGUUCACCCACAUGCUGCCGCUGGAUGACGAGUACAACACCGAAGAACUCCUCAAUGUGUUUAAGAUGGACCCAGACUUCCUGGAGAGCGAGGAGAAAUACAAAACCAUUAAAAGAGAUAUCCUGGACGAGGGCAGCAGCGACUCAGGGGAGGAGGGCGAUGGCAGCGACGAAGAGGAAGACGAUGAAGAAGAGAACGCGGAGGAGGGAGGAGAUGAGAAAAUCACCAUCUAUGAUAUGACAGAAGUCAACCUGGUUGCUUUUAGAAGAACCAUCUACCUCGCUAUCCAGUCCAGUUUGGACUUUGAGGAGUGCGCUCACAAGCUGAUCAAGAUGGACUUUCCUGACAGCCAGACGAAGGAGCUUUGUAACAUGAUCCUGGACUGCUGCGCCCAACAGAGAACCUACGAGAAGUUCUUUGGUCUGCUGGCCGGGAGGUUCUGUCUGCUGAAGAAGGAGUAUAUGGAGAGUUUUGAGGGGAUUUUUGCGGAGCAGUACGAAACCAUUCACCGGCUGGAGACCAACAAACUGAGGAACGUGGCUCGGCUGUUUGCUCACCUGCUCUACACGGACUCUGUGCCCUGGAGUGUGCUGGAGUGCGUCCGGAUGAGCGAGGAUACCACAACGUCAUCCAGCAGGAUCUUUGUUAAGAUCCUUUUCCAGGAGCUCUGUGCCUACAUGGGCCUCCCCAGACUCAACCAGAGGCUCAAAGACCCGACUCUGCAGCCGUACUUUGAAGGUCUCUUUCCUCGUGAUAAUCCCAGAAAUACUCGCUUUGCCAUCAACUUCUUCACCUCUAUCGGACUGGGAGGCCUGACGGACGAGUUGAGGGAACAUUUGAAGAAUGCUCCCAAGAUAAUCAUGACUCAGAACCAGGAAGUGGAAUCCUCUGACUCCUCCUCCUCCUCAGACUCCUCUUCGUCUGAGUCCUCCUCCUCCUCAGACUCCUCGAGUGAAUCAGAUUCCUCUGACUCCAGCAGCAGCUCAGACGAGGACAGCAAACAGAAAAAGAAGAAGAAGAGAAAAGAACAAAGCGAGGAGAAGAACAACAAGAAGAAGGGGGAGGACAAGAAGAAGAAGAACAAGAAGAUCAAGAACAAGAAGGACAAACAGUCGGACAAGAAGCGAGUCGAACGCAAGAACGACGAUGACCACGGUGACGAGAAGCAGGCGAGGAAGGACAGGAAAGGCCUCGCACGUGAGGUGGAGGGGCAUGAGCGUGCACGUGAGGUAGAGGGGCGUGAGCGUACACGUGAGGUAGAGGGGCGUUCACGUGAGGUGGAGGGGCGUGAGCGUACACGUGAGGUAGAGGGGCGUGCACGUGAGGUGGAGGGGCGUGAGCGUGCACGUGAGGUAGAGGGGCGUGCACGUGAGGUGGAGGGGCGUGAGAUGGCAGGGCGUGCACGUGAGGCAGAAGGCCGUGAGCGCGCACGUGAGGUAGAGGACCGUGCGGCUACCCACCGGAGCAGACGUGACGAAAGGGCUGAGGAGGAGGAAGAAGAGGAGGAGAAGGAGGAACGGAGGAGAAGCAAAAUGGACUUUCAAGGCCGACAAAGAGACGGAGUGAGCGAGAGAGACAGAGGGAGGGUCAGAGAGAGCGAGCGAGCGAGGGACCGAGAGCCUGAGGAGAAGAGAGAGGGCGAGAAGGAGCGAGAAAAGCCGAGGGAGAGGGAGAGGAAUAAAGAGAACAGAGACAGGAACCGAGAGCGAGAGGAGAGAAGGAGGAGGUGAAGCGGCAGUGAUGGACUGACGCGGACAUCUUCUCCUUCUGUACCUCCUCCCGUCAUCACUCUGGGUGUUGGGGAUUUGGGUAUUGCUCACUCACUCUCUUGUCUAUCUCUUGACUUAAUCUGUCUGUCUGUAUUUUCUAUUAAGAUGUUUGUUGUUGGUGACAUUUUGGGGAGAAAAACUAAAAACAUUAAAGUUGCUUUCGAUGUUUUUUUUAAAUCGUUUUCAGUUUCAACUGUUUUCAGCUCCUGACCAUUAUUUAGGAAGCAAUUGAUCAGCAAAAAUAACUAAAUGUUCUACUUAUCAGCA
This is a messenger RNA of Cyclopterus lumpus (lumpfish), 3608 nucleotides long. It is a transcript of the gene cwc22, whose product is annotated as CWC22 spliceosome associated protein homolog. Gene Ontology annotation, molecular function: protein binding; RNA binding. The record is from RefSeq and is a predicted model, not a curated record. The coding region runs from base 144 to 3302 and encodes 1052 amino acids. The transcript is spliced from 20 exons. NCBI's taxonomy places the organism in Eukaryota, Metazoa, Chordata, Actinopteri, Perciformes, Cyclopteridae. Gene Ontology annotation, cellular component: catalytic step 2 spliceosome. Gene Ontology annotation, biological process: mRNA splicing, via spliceosome.